ACUCGCCGCCACCGAGUGCUCCGGCCGCCCGCCCGCCCGCAGCCUCCGGGGCGCUUCCUCCUCCUCCUCCUUCUCCUCCUGGGCUCUCCUUUCACACACGCGCGAGCGCGCCCUGCCUCGCCGGGCCGGCCCUGUCCUCCAGCCCUCCUCGCGCUCGCCGAGCUUGAAUCGCCGCCGUCGGGGGUGGGCGGAGGAUUGAUGUCCCUUCAGCAUCAUGCAGCCGCCGCCGAGGAAGGUGAAAGUGACACAAGAGCUGAAAAACAUUCAAGGUGAGCAGAUGACAAAACUUCAAGCCAAGCACCAAGCAGAGUGUGAUUUACUUGAAGAUAUGAGGACUUUCAGUCAGAAGAAGGCUGCUAUUGAAAGAGAGUAUGCACAGGGUAUCCAGAAGUUGGCUAGUCAGUAUCUGAAGAGAGAUUGGCCUGGAAUAAAAACUGAUGAUCGGAAUGAUUACAGGAGUAUGUAUCCUGUUUGGAAAUCUUUUCUCGAAGGAACAAUGCAGGUAGCCCAAUCUCGGAUCAAUAUAUGUGAAAACUAUAAAAACUUCAUUUCUGAACCUGCAAGGACAGUAAGAAGCUUAAAAGAACAGCAACUAAAACGGUGUGUGGACCAGUUGACAAAGAUCCAAACAGAAUUGCAAGAAACUGUGAAAGAUUUAGCGAAAGGCAAAAAGAAGUACUUUGAGACUGAACAGAUGGCUCAUGCAGUAAGAGAGAAAGCUGACAUUGAAGCAAAGUCUAAACUUAGUCUUUUCCAAUCAAGAAUCAGUUUACAGAAAGCAAGUGUGAAGUUGAAAGCACGGCGAUCCGAGUGUAACUCCAAAGCUACGCACGCGAGGAAUGACUACCUUCUUACGCUAGCAGCGGCAAACGCACACCAGGACCGCUACUAUCAGACAGACCUAGUUAACAUUAUGAAGGCUCUUGAUGGAAAUGUGUAUGACCACCUCAAGGAUUAUUUAAUAGCCUUCAGCCGGACUGAGCUAGAAACUUGCCAAGCUAUACAAAAUACAUUCCAGUUUUUGCUAGAGAACUCCAGCAAGGUGGUCCGGGACUAUAACCUUCAGUUAUUUCUACAAGAGAAUGCUGUAUUUCACAAGCCUCAGCCCUUCCAGUUCCAGCCUUGUGACAGUGAUACUAGUUUAAAAGCCGCCCACCUGGUGGACAUAGAGCUCUCCCCUGUCAGUGCUCUGAGAAUGACGAUAGCUGAGAGUCGACAAUUAGAAUCAGAAACUGGUACCACAGAGGAACACAGUCUAAAUAAGGAGGCUCGGAAAUGGGCCACACGUGUGGCACGUGAGCACAAAACUAUUCUUCAUCAGCAGCGGGUUCUAAAUGACCUAGAAUGUCAUGGAGUUGCUUUAUCAGAACAAAGCCGAGCAGAGCUGGAACAGAAAGUAGACGAAGCUAGAGAAAGUAUCCGCAAAGCAGAGAUAAUCAAAUUGAAAGCCGAGGCCCGACUGGACCUGCUAAAGCAGAUCGGAGUUUCUGUAGAUACAUGGCUAAAGAGUGCCAUGAACCAAGUGAUGGAGGAACUGGAAAAUGAACGGUGGGCCUGCCCGCCAGCAGUGACCAGCAACGGCACGCUACACGCGCUUAGCGCAGAUGCCGAAAGAGAAGAAGAAGAGUGUGAAGACAACAUGGAUGCUUUGGAUGACAGCGGCUCCAGCCCUUCUGGUACCUUAAGAAAUUACCCGCUCACCUGCAAAGUUGUUUAUUCCUACAAGGCUUCUCAACCAGAUGAGUUGACCAUUGAGGAGCAUGAGGUGUUAGAAGUGAUUGAAGAUGGAGAUAUGGAAGACUGGGUAAAGGCUCGAAAUAAAGUUGGCCAAGUGGGUUAUGUGCCAGAAAAGUAUCUACAGUUCCCCACCUCGAGCAGCCUGCUGAGCAUGCUGCAGUCUUUGGCUGCUUUGGACAGUCGGUCACACGCGUCCAGCAACUCCACAGAAGCAGAACUUGUUUCAGGCAGCCUGAAUGGAGAUGCCAGUGUCUGUUUUGUGAAAGCACUUUAUGAUUAUGAGGGCCAGACAGAUGAUGAGCUGUCCUUUCCUGAGGGAGCAAUUAUCCGUAUAUUGAACAAAGAAAACCAAGAUGAUGAUGGCUUCUGGGAAGGAGAGUUCAGUGGGCGAAUUGGCGUUUUCCCAUCGGUGCUAGUGGAAGAACUCUCAGCCUCAGAGAAUGGCGACACUCCAUGGACAAAAGAGGUUCAGGUCUCUCCGUCCCCCAAGCCGCACACAUCCCUGCCUCCGCUGCCGCUCUAUGACCAGCCUCCCAGCAGCCCUUAUCCCAGUCCAGACAAGAGGAGCUCCCAGUUCUUCCCCCGGUCUCCGUCAGCCAGCGAAAACAGCCUUCAUGCUGAAUCACCAGGAUUCUCACAGGCAUCAAGGCAGACUCCUGACACCUCAUAUGGCAAACUUCGGCCUGUUCGGGCAGCACCCCCGCCACCCACGCAGAACCACCGACGGCCAGCUGAGAAAAUGGAGGAUGUGGAGAUCACACUGGUGUGACAGUGGGUUUACCCGCUGUUGCUGCUACAAUCAAGGCCAGGCUUGGAGUUUGGCCAGUCUUGUUUUUAGGCACCUUGCAUGAUGAUGGCUGUUCAUGAUUUGAACAUCAAAACUAAGGAGGAUUCUGUGACUGGUUGGCCUGAUUGUGCCUUUUUCGUUGUCAUUUUCCAUGUCAUCUCUCCUACAUAGCACAAAUCCUAGUGGGUCCUGGAAGCAGAGGGAGCAGUUCCCAUGUCUUAUGGUGGCCCAUUUUUAUACGAGACUCAAGGCCAGGCCUAGAUCCAGGGCACAGACCCAGAAUUACCAAUCAUGUGCACUCGUACAGUAUAUUACUGUGGCCACGAGGCUGUGGCAAAGAGCUCGUCUUUCUUCAAGUGGAUUUUGCUCUUCUGAUUAAGAGUUAAUCAGAUCGUGUUGGCUGUAUAAGGAAACUAGAGGGAUCCAGGAGAGGCUGGCUCCUCCCCCGAGGUUCAUUCACAUACCGAAAAUGCAACCCUACUGGAAAGAAAGUGGACUGCCUGAGCUUGGCACCAGUUGCAUUAAUGCAUAUUUCUUCCACAACUAACAGGUUUAAAAUAACAGUGUCCUCUGUAUUAAUAGUUAUGCCAUUCAUUUAGUAUUAGUGGGCUAACCUGGAGGGGCUAAAGCCACAUCUUGCCCAUCACAUAGAGUAGUAGAAGGGAGGCAAUGGAAGAAGCGGAAACGGAGCUUCCCCAUCUGAAAUGAGCCACUUUCGUGUUCUUUUUGUCUUUGGGUAUUUUUCCUCUUGGUUUUUACAGCAUAUACCCUCUGACCAGUAUCCUUUGAAGCCGAGUGUCUGACUUUAUUGAGGACAGAGGCCUGUAUUGCUCAGCUUCUCUGCUGGGAAAGCCCUUAUUUUAUUUUAUUCCCAAGCCAGAGUACUGUCCCAGACAUCUGGACUGUGAUUGGUGCAGACCGGCUGUCACCUUCUGCAAGUGCAGCCUCAGGUCCCUCUGCCUGCCGCCUAGGUGAGGAAGCUGUGGGCCCUGGAGGAAAGCCGCCUUCUGUGGGAAGGAGAAAGAUCCGCACAGGUGAGGCGAAGGAGACAGCACCUCCUGCAGGUCACGGAAGACCACGUGGUGCUCCCUCUGGCCCCAGCAGCAGGGCCCAGAAGUGCUGCGCACUCUGUGGAACGGAGGUCUUCUUAAAGUGAUGUUUGCCAAUCCUCUUUCGCCUUGGUUAGGAAAUGAAAUUCACAGAUUUAAAGUUGUAUGUUGCUUUGGUGUUUCCAUCCCUCCUGAGAGUCUCUAAACUUGAAAUGUUCACACGUCCCCGUGGGAUUCCUGACUGAUACCGGAGCUGAAGGGAUUUUCAGUCCUUCAGUCACGUCAGCAGAGAGACUCUGAUGAGUCAUCUCCAUGGAUUUGGAUUUUUUUUUUUUUUUUGCAUUUCUUUAUCUGUUGAUCUAUUUGAGGUCUUUUUAUGUUUAUCAAACUUAUUCUUAAGUUUAAAAAAUUAAAAGGGUGUUUUAGUAUUUUCAAAUUUGCUGGUCUUCAAAGUGCUUCUAACAGAGCAGUCCCUGCCACCCAGUCUUGUAUUCUCUUUAGCUAACCUAACUGUCCUUGGAUUUGAGUUGCCCAUAACCUCAGUGUUUUUUGAACUCUUUUGUUAUAUUUUAAAAUCUUUUUCGGAAGAGCUGCUAAUUUUAAGAAACAAAGUUGUAAAAAUAUGCCUCCUUUUUAAAAAAAUAAAAUAAAAUAACCCUUCUCUCCAGGCCGAAUAACCCAGCAUCACCAUGCACAGGUCAGGGCUCAGAGGGAGCCUCCGUGCAGAUGCGCUUUCUUUACAGUGGCUGUAAAAAGUUUGUAUUUAUUAUGUAUAAAAUGUUGAAUAAUAAAAAAUGGAAUUAAGCUU
This is a messenger RNA of Meriones unguiculatus (Mongolian gerbil), 4381 nucleotides long. RefSeq names its product FCH and double SH3 domains 2 (gene Fchsd2). Gene Ontology annotation, biological process: regulation of actin filament polymerization; neuromuscular synaptic transmission. The coding region runs from base 215 to 2506 and encodes 763 amino acids. NCBI's taxonomy places the organism in Eukaryota, Metazoa, Chordata, Mammalia, Rodentia, Muridae. Gene Ontology annotation, molecular function: protein binding. The transcript has 21 exons. The record is from RefSeq and is a predicted model, not a curated record. Gene Ontology annotation, cellular component: neuromuscular junction; recycling endosome.